Momordica charantia (bitter melon) is the source of this 3141-nucleotide messenger RNA. Its product is annotated as putative leucine-rich repeat receptor-like serine/threonine-protein kinase At2g24130. Gene Ontology annotation, molecular function: protein binding; ATP binding; protein kinase activity. The record is from RefSeq and is a predicted model, not a curated record. Lineage: Eukaryota; Viridiplantae; Streptophyta; Magnoliopsida; Cucurbitales; Cucurbitaceae. Gene Ontology annotation, biological process: protein phosphorylation.
AUGGGUGGUUUUUGCGAGCUCUCCUCGUUCUCUUUUUUGUGUUUCCUUCUUCCUCUGUUGGAUAAAACUUCUGCCAAAUUUGAGGAUCAUUACCACGAAAACAGAGCAUCAUUACUUUCUUUCAAAAAUGGCAUUUUUUCUGACCCACAACACCAUCUUCAAAAUUGGAGUGUAAAUUCACAGCUUCACUUCUGCAACUGGACAGGAGUUAAAUGCAACAAUUCGACCCACCAAGUGAUUUCCAUUGAUCUUUCUGGCAUGUCCCUCGGAGGAACCAUUUCUCCAUCUCUUUCCAAUCUUUCUUCCUUAACGACUCUUGAUUUGUCCGGGAACUUCUUUGAAGGUCAAAUUCCCAUGGAGUUGGGUUCUCUUGUUAAUCUCCAGGAACUGAGCCUGAAAAGGAAUCUUCUGAGAGGAAAAAUCCCUGCAGAGCUCCAGUUUUUGAAUAAAUUGGAGUUUCUUCAUCUGGGUAGCAACAGGCUUGAAGGGGAGAUCCCUGAGUUGCUGUUCUGUAAUGGGUCCAGUUCGCCAUUGAGGUAUAUAGACCUCUCAAACAAUUCCUUAAGUGGGAGAAUACCUUUAAAAAAUGGAUGUGAGCUGAGGUGUUUGAUGAAAUUCAUGCUUUGGUCUAACAAUUUGGCGGGGCAGGUUCCUGCUGCUCUUUCAAACUCAACGAAUCUGGUAUGGCUGGAUUUGGGGUCAAAUAAGUUAAGUGGGGAGUUGCCAUCUGAGAUUUUGAUGAAAAUGCCAUUCUUAGAGGACCUUGAUUUGUCUGAAAAUGGAUUUGUUAGCCAUGAUGGGAACUCAAAUCUUGAGCCUUUUUUUGCAUCUUUGUUCAAUUCUUCAAGACUGAAUGAGAUUGAUUUAGCAGGCAACCGUCUUGGUGGAGAGAUACCUUCGUUUAUUGGCGAUCUUCAUGUCAAUCUCUCAAAGCUUCAUUUGAAUGAUAAUCUUAUCCAUGGCUCAAUUCCUCCUUCCAUUUCAAAGUUUAGAAAUCUUACCAUUCUGAACUUGUCUAGUAACCUCCUCAAUGGAACCAUUCCUUCUGAGCUUUCCAGAUUGAGGAAGCUUGAGGUUAUUCAUCUCUCUAAUAAUUUACUCUCCGGUGAGAUCCCAUCUUCUCUUGGGGAAAUUCACCAUCUGGGUUUUCUUCAUUUGUCUAGAAACAAGCUCUCUGGUUCUAUUCCAGAAGCCUUAGCUAAUCUUUCCCAGUUGAGAGAACUGUUGCUUAAUGGAAACCAUCUCUCAGGCAUUAUCCCACCAAGCCUGGGAAAAUGUACCAACUUGGAUAUUUUGGACCUUUCUAGCAAUCAAAUUUCAGGUGUUAUUCCGAGUGAAAUUGCAGGGAGGACCAUGAAAUUUUAUUUGAACCUUUCCAGAAACCAUUUACAUGGGCCUUUGCCAUUGGAGCUUAGCAAAAUGGACAUGGUUCCGGCUAUUGACUUGUCCUCGAACAAUCUCUCAGGCCCAAUCCCAUCCCAACUUGGGAACUGCAUUGCAUUAGAACACCUCAAUCUCUCUCAUAAUUCCUUUUAUGGGCCUUUACCAGUUUCCAUUGUCCAACUGCCUUAUCUUCAAACACUUGAUGUUUCUUUCAACCAAUUGAAUGGAAGCAUUCCUGGCAUUCUUCAGAAUUCUUCAACUCCCAAGCAGCUCAACUUCUCUUUCAACAAGUUUUCAGGUGAAGUUCCAGACGAGGGGGCAUUUACAUGGCUGACAAUAUCUUCUUUCCUUGGAAACAAUGGUCUCUGUGGCUCCAUCAAAGGCUUGCCAAAGUGCAGGAAAAAACACAAGUUUCAUAAGUUGUUGCCAAUUCUCUUGUGUUCAUCUGCAGCUCUUAUACUUGUCAUCACCGGAAUCGCCUUGGUACACCGGUUGAGAAAGGGAAAACGUUUGCCAGUUUUGAAUCGGAGGAGUUGGAAGGAAUAUGGACAACAAACUACAGAGAGGAAGGAGCUGAAAUAUCCAAGAAUCUCAUAUAGACAACUGGUGGAAGCCACAGAUGGUUUGAGCUCUUCAAGCUUGAUUGGGUCAGGACGAUUUGGAGAAGUGUACAAGGGAAUACUACCAGAUAAGACAAAGAUUGCAGUCAAGGUUUUGAAACCAAUUAGGACAGCAGGAGAAAUCUCAGGGAGCUUCAAAAGAGAAUGUCAAGUGCUGAAGAGAACAAGGCACCGAAAUUUGAUUAGGAUCAUAACCACUUGCAGCAGACCAGAUUUCAAUGCUCUUGUUCUUCCAUUAAUGUCAAAUGGCAGCUUGGAAAUCUAUCUUUAUCCAAACGAGCUAGGAUCGAGCAUUCGUAGGCCAGAUUUGGUUCAACUAGUGAGUAUUUGCAGUGAUGUAGCUGAAGGUGUGGCCUAUUUACACCACAACUCACCGGUUAGAGUGGUGCAUUGUGAUAUCAAACCGAGCAACAUUCUUCUUGACAACGACAUGACUGCUCUGGUUACUGAUUUCGGAAUUUCAAAACUGAUCAUUGGGGGAGAAACUAACAACAUUUCCUUCAGUUCAACUCAUGGCUUGUUACGUGGCUCUGUUGGCUACAUAGCUCCAGAGUACGGAUUAGGGGAGCGUGCCUCAACUGAAGGAGAUGUGUUCAGUUUUGGAGUUCUUCUGUUAGAAGUUGUGACAGGAAAGCGUCCAACCGAUCUUCUUUUUCAACAAGGUGCAGGCUUGCAUGAAUGGGUGAAAAGCCACUACCCUCACGACCUCAUGGACAUAGUCAAUGAAGCAAUGGAAAGAUAUGGUCUCCCACCACGGCCAAACGCCACAAAAUCAUCUCCUAAACUGCAGCUUGAAGUUAUAUUCGAGUUGAUUGAGCUCGGUAUCAUGUGCACGCAGUAUACUCCUUCAUUGAGGCCGAGCAUGAUCGAUGUAGCUCAUGAAAUGACACGUUUAAAAGAGCAUCUCUCGAAUUCGUUAUCACUGUUGAUUCGAGAAGCUGGUCCUACUGCACAUGAAGGUUGCUGAUCAGUCUGGAAGAUUUAGAGCAACUUGGUGUUGUUCAUUUGUUCAAUUUGAUUGUUUUAGUUUCAGCCUCCUUUUCCAAUAACAAAUUCAGGGCAAAAGAGGGGGUUGAAUUGGAGUUUAAUCACCACACUGAAUCCAGUAAUGUAAAUAUGUGAUACAAUAAGCAUAAAC